AUGAUUUUCCUACUAUUCCUCUUACUAUUCUUCUUUUUUCCUCCACUACCACUUGCAGCUCCUCAGUGUCAGCCGCCGCAUGACUGUUCUGUGCAUGUUUUUCGAGUGAGGUUAUCACAAAAGCCAGAAGGAGAGACUGCGGAGAACACGACGUUCAGUGAUCCUCGAAAUCAGGACAGUAUAUAUGAGAUUCGAGGUGGGAAAGAGAUGACACCGAAGCUGGCGGCUGAAAUUAUUUCCAGUAUGGGAAAGGAUGCGGAUCCAAGGCUGAAAGAAAAAAUCAACAACAAAGAGUUCUACUGGAAAGCGGUUGGUCCCAAUGAGAAGUACGCGACAGUCGCAUUCCAACCGCCUCCACCGCCUCCAAAAAAACAGCCAACAGCGACGACGCCAGCAGCCACCGGAUUCCGUCCAUCCGAUUUCCCCGUUCUUCUUGUUAGCCUUCUCCUCUGCGUUGGAAUAUUCUUAGGAAUACUUCUAACCGCUAUAUGCCUCUUCAUGGCAAAUAUGCAAAAAGAGCCACAAUUCGAUCGAUCCAGCGUAAUAAUUUAUAACAAAGUGGGCGGAGCCAACAAUCGACGUCCCAUGCUUCCGAAGCGAAGAGAGCAGCAAAUCGAGCUGAUUGAGAGAGCUUCAGUGGCACCGUCCAUGUCUUCUGGAACACGCAUCGGUCCUGCAUGGAGGAAUGGUAAUGCAGGGACGACAAGUCGACACAUUUCACUGUAA
This is a messenger RNA of Caenorhabditis briggsae, 726 nucleotides long. The transcript has 4 exons. Lineage: Eukaryota; Metazoa; Nematoda; Chromadorea; Rhabditida; Rhabditidae. The record is from RefSeq and is a predicted model, not a curated record. Bases 1 to 726 code for a protein of 241 amino acids.